AUGUCUUCUUCUAUACUACACCAGUGCCCGCACUGUGGACAUACAUCUGAUAUAUCCAAUUCUCUCGCAGCGUUUCUGGAAAACCCCCACUGUAAACAGUGUGGCCUGUCUGCAUCCGAAAGCGAUCAGAAAAUGCAAGAUGACCUCGCGGACUUGUUUGAUAGACAAAUGACUAUGGCACAACUGCAUACCCCGAAUAAAGAUGAAAAUACAGUACCAUCUCAAGUGCCCCCAAUUUCCUAUUCCAUCACCCAGCACUAUCAUCACUCGGCCCACAAAGUCACCCCGAUGGUUCCUAUCCAGUCUAGCAUUGACAUUCUGAGACAUCAUGGUCUUGAUCCAAGCACCAUGACACGCAGUCAAUUGAAUCUCUUUGAGAAUGCCGACAUGGAACAGAGGGAGCGAUUAAUUCAGACAUGGCAAUUAUAUUCACAGCUCGCAAACAAUACUCAGGAUCAUACAAUGCAUGAUUUUGUCAUGGAUGAUAGCGAAGAUGGGAAUCCCGACGCCGAACCCUACAUGAUAUCUGGCUAUGAGACUAUCGCUACUGGAGCUGCUCACUCUCUCCCAAGUAAGCUCUCAAACAAUCUCCCAGGCAACAUCCCGAACGAACCCACCACGGGAGAGCCUUAUACUGGUUCAAAGGACCCUGUGUAUCAAGGUCAGCAAUGGUGGGAGUUGACGAAUUCUGGCCCGAUGGAAUCCAAUUAUGGUGCAUUCGAACAAAUGAGGCGGUUUUCCGGUUAUACUUAA
Messenger RNA from Penicillium nucicola, 753 nucleotides. RefSeq lists its product as uncharacterized. Bases 1 to 753 code for a protein of 250 amino acids. Lineage: Eukaryota; Fungi; Ascomycota; Eurotiomycetes; Eurotiales; Aspergillaceae. The record is from RefSeq and is a predicted model, not a curated record. The transcript is spliced from 2 exons.